Molecule: messenger RNA, 1737 nt
Organism: Ambispora gerdemannii
Lineage: Eukaryota; Fungi; Glomeromycota; Glomeromycetes; Archaeosporales; Ambisporaceae
Source: the annotation of a GenBank genome assembly
UUAGAAAAAGAACGAGAUAUAGCUAACACUGAAUUUGCUAGGCUACAAAAAGAUUUAAGCACAGCUAAUGAAAAUAAUAGAAUUAAUAAAAAUAAGAUAGAGUUACAAAAAGUUCAAAUUACUACUCAGGGAAAUCAAAUAAAUGGUCUGCAAAUUAGUGAACUCAAACGUGAAAAAACUGCUCGAAAUAAGGAAAAAACUGAAUUAGAAAGAAAAUUCAAGGAAUUACAAAGUGAGUUAAGGAUGAUGAAACAGGACAGAGACAGCCGACCGAAUAUUAACAAAAACGAUUAUAACGAAUUGUUGGAACAAUUAGAACGAUUUAAUCACCAAAUCAGUCAAUCCCAAGCCGCUCAGGAACAGGCUGAACAAAAUCUUGCUAAUUUACAAAUUAAACUAACGCAAACCCAGGAAGAAGCUACUGCUCUAAAUAGACAGAUAAGAGAAUUACAAAUCGGACUAGCAACUGAACAGGACGUCACUGAGAAACUCAAUAUUAACUUAGAUAGUUUGACCACCCAAUUAGCACAGAAAAAUAAAGAUAUUCAAAAUUUACAAAACAAAUUAAAUCGAGAAAAAGAGCAGGCAGACAAAUUAAAUAAGAAAUCAACUAAUGCCCUGCAAGAAAUUCAGGACCUAAAUAAUUUACCAACUCUACCCCAGAACACUGAUGGGACAAGUAAAUCGUUAAAACAACUAAUCAGCGAUUUUAUUCAAAUGCAAAACCAACUCCAAACCGAAAAACUACGGGCGGAUACUUACGAAGCCGACAUCCUGACUGAAUUCAACAUUACCGACGAACCUUGUUGUUUAGGUGGUUACGAAAGAUUGCAAAAGAAAUUAGCCACUCAAGAAAAAGAAAUACUUCGAGGAAUUAGUAAUUCCCUGGAAAUUGAUUUAGCAAACGAAGAAUUGACUCUAACAAAAUUAGUUGAGAAGGACCCUAAUUAUACUGCUAUUCAACAAGCUGAAUAUCAAAAACUUCUCCAAUUAGUGAAAAAUGAUACCUUACAAAAUUGCGAGAAGUUAGGUAUUAGUAUUCCUUUGUCAGUAAAAGAAAAUAUUAAAAAGGCUACUACUUUGGAAAUAGUGAUAAAAGCACGUAAUAAUCUAAUCCAGAAUAAAUUAGCCAAAAAUGGUGAGGAAUUAAAAAUGAUUGCUCAGCAAAAAGGAAAAUUGAUCCAAAGUCAAAACCAAGAAAGUUUGUCUUCUCCCUUCCUUUUCCUGGCUCUGUGGGAAGAUGACAAGUGCCUAGUUAGCAUCCAAAAAGAAAAUGCUCGCCAACAUUCAGAGAAUUUUUUAACUCAUUUGCAGCAGAUACUUGCUAAAACUAAUCAUAACUUAAAGGAGAUAAAAGAGAUUUAUUUCACCUCUGCUCCAAGCGGACAGACUGGAAUAAGAGUUGCUCUGGCAUUCCUAGCCACUUUACAAAUUCUUAAUCCAGAAGUUAAAUUGAAGCAUAUCAACACCUUACUACUACAAGCCGGGGCGGAAAAUUGCAUUAGUUUGCUAACUAUCGAUAGCCGAGGCAGUAAAUAUCAUGCAGCAGUUUUUCAGAAUAAAAAAUACUUAUUAGAAACACAAAUAAUUUCCCAAGAAGAGUUAGAAAAAAUAGUUAAAAAAUUUCCAGAUUUUUCCUGUAAAAAAGAUUGUCAAAACAUUGACUUUUUGACUAAUUUUCAGGAAUUAAAAAAUGAGUUUAAGUUACUAGAAAAAAAUAAAGAUAUUGAUUACUAG